UACAUAACGAUGCCUGCCACUGACUACCUCUCUACCGCUCCAUACCACGUGAACACUUUAGCUGCCUUGAUCUCCUCUAUUCACUGCACCGUUAGACAACCGCGCGUGAUUUCCAUGGGAACGUCGUCACGCAAAAGGAAAUUACCGGGUUUGCUUGGUCAGUGGGCUUGGUUGGUUGACAGUAAUCUUGCUAUGGCUGCAAAGGGACAAAAGAGGGCUGACCCUACUGAGCUGAAAGCUAUUUUCAUAAAGUAUGCCAGCAUCCAGAAGAACAAUGAGGCCUUCAUGUCUCCAGAGGACUUUGUGGCCCGGUUUCUUUAUGCACACACUGACAUCAGGCUGUCUGACGAGGCCACCUCACUGCUGGCUGGGGUGGUGGACCAGAAGAAAGAUGGGUUGAUCUCCUUCCAGGAGUUUGUGGCCUUUGAGUCGGUCCUCUGUGCCCCAGAUGCUCUCUACGUGGUUGCCUUCCUGCUGUUCGACAAGACAGGCAAAGGAGCAGCCACCUACGAGGAUGUGAAGCAGGUCUUCAGCCAGACCACCAACCAUCAGCACAUCCCCUUUAACUGGGAUUCUGAGUUCAUGCGGCUGCACUUCGGCACGGAGAGGACCAAACACCUCAGCUAUGGAGAGUUCACCCAGUUCCUCCUGGAGAUGCAGUUGGAACAUGCACGGCAGGCCUUUGUUCAGAGGGACAAGGCCCACAGCGGCUCCAUCUCCGCCCUGGACUUCAGGGACAUCAUGGUCACCAUCCGGCCCCACAUGCUCACACCCUUUGUGGAGGAGAGCCUGGUGGCGGUGGCCGGAGGCAGUACAUCUCACCAGGUCAGUUUCUCCUACUUUAACGGUUUCAACUCUCUCCUCAACAACAUGGAUCUCAUUAGGAAGAUCUACACCACACUGGCUGGGAGCAGUAGAGUCCUGGAAGUCACUAAAGAGGAGUUCAUCAUUGCGGCCCAGAGGUUUGGUCAGGUGACUCCAAUGGAGCUGGACAUCCUGUUCCAACUGGCCGACCUCUCUGAGUCCCGUGGCCGUGUUGGUCUGGUGGACAUUGACAGGAUUGCUCCGCUGGAGGAGGGGGCCCUCCCAUACAACCUGGCCGAGGUCCAGAGACAGCUGUCCGGUGGUGAUCCGUCCCGAUCUGUUCUCAUCCAGGUAGCAGAGUCCGCCUACAGGUUUGGCCUCGGCUCCAUCGCCGGCGCUGUGGGAGCCACAGCAGUUUACCCCAUAGACCUAGUGAAGACCAGGAUGCAGAACCAGAGGACCACAGGCUCCCUGGUGGAAGAGCUCAUGUACAAGAACAGCUUGGACUGCUUCAAGAAGGUGCUGCGCUACGAAGGCUUCUUCGGCCUCUAUAGAGGUCUGGUACCACAGCUACUGGGUGUGGCCCCGGAGAAAGCCAUAAAGCUGACAGUGAAUGACUUUAUCAGAGGGAAGACCAGACAGAGAGAUGGAUCAAUCCCUGUACCUGCUGAGAUCGUGGCUGGUGCAUGUGCGGGUGGAUCCCAGGUGAUUUUCACCAACCCUCUGGAGAUUGUGAAGAUCCGCCUGCAGGUGGCUGGAGAGAUCACCACCGGCCCCCGCGUCAGCGCCAUAUCUGUCAUCAAGGACCUGGGUUUCUUUGGUCUCUACAAGGGAGCCAAAGCCUGUUUCCUGCGAGACAUCCCUUUCUCAGCCAUCUACUUCCCCUGCUAUGCGCACGUCAAGGCCUACAUGAGUGAUGAGGAUGGGAGGAUCGGACCAGGCAAGCUGCUGUUUUCAGGGGCCAUAGCAGGCAUGCCCGCGGCCUCCCUGGUGACCCCCGCCGACGUUAUCAAGACCAGGCUACAAGUGGCGGCCCGUGCCGGCCAGACCACGUACACCGGUCUCGCUGACUGCUUCUGGAAGAUUCUGAAGGAGGAGGGACCACGGGCCUUCUGGAAAGGAGCGGGAGCCCGAGUGUUCCGGUCCUCGCCCCAAUUUGGGGUCACCCUGGUGACCUAUGAACUCCUGCAGAGGUGGUUCUACAUUGACUUUGGCGGACAAAAGCCGUCUGGUUCGGAGCCGACUCCCAAGUCUCGCAUCAGCCUGCCGGCGCCCAGCCCCGACCACAUUGGAGGUUUCAGGUUGGCCGUGGCCACGUUCGCUGGCACCGAGAGCAAAUUUGGACUCCACCUCCCAAGAUACAACGUUCAAGUAACCCCCCGGUCCAAGAAGGACGCCCCUUGAAUUGAACCCCCUCUGCCCACACAUAGGGGGCAGAAUAGAGCACACGUGCAAUCAUUACACCCUCUCCCUCCCACCCCCAGCUAGUCGAGCACUUGGAAUAUUCCACCCGAAAGAGAAGCACAUUGUGAGUAGUAUGAUCUGCCUCUCUAGGCUUUAAAGAUAAAUAUGUGUCUGUUUUAGUUGAUGAUAAUUUUUUUAAGCUAUUAUGAUCUUCAGAAAUGUACCUUUCUACAUCAUGGUCUAGAAACACAAAAACGUUGUUUUAGCUUCUGUUUUUGUCUUAGCUACCCGUAAAGAUUACUUUUUGAGUCAGUCUUAUUGUGACGAUCAAGUGAUAUCUACAGUACUGACAAUGUGUGUCUAGAGUAGUGUUCCAGUUUGUCUUUUCAUACAGUAAUAUGCACAGUAGUGGAGGGGCUGGCCAUGACUUGAAUUAGACCUGGACUGCUUCCUUUCAUUACAUCAUCACUAAGGCCGGGACUCAUUCAAAAGUGCAUUGUCAACAUGUGCAUUGCACUUGCUUUUAAAGGUCAUUUACACCUGAGCCGACAUGUACCGUAUUUACCAUGAAGGCCAUCUCUUUAAAAGACACUUGACAGUUCAAUGUGCUCGUCUACAACGUGCCUUUGAUUGAAUCUUGGUCUAACCAUCACUUUAUAUGAUGGUGCUUUUACUGUCUUCCACCUGAGAGUCUGAUAGAUACCAAACAGAAUGAGCCCUAUCCGCAGUAUGGGGAUAGUAGCACAAGUACGCACAUCCGAAUCACGGUUCUACUGUACAUAUGAGAACGGAACAGACACAUCCGAAUGACGGUUCUACUGUACAUAUGAGAACGGUACAGACACAUCUGAAUGACGGUUCUACUGUACAUAUGAGAACGGAACAGACACAUCUGAAUGACGGUUCUACUGUACAUAUGAGAACGGAACAGACACAUCCGAAUGACGGUUCUACUGUACAUAUGAAUGACGGUUCUACUGUACAUAUGAGAACGGAACAGAGACACAUCCGAAUGACGGUUCUACUGUACAUAUGAAUGACGGUUCUACUGUACAUAUGAGAACGGAACAGACACAUCUGAAUGACGGUUCUACUGUACAUAUGAGAAUGGAACAGAGAGACACAUUUACAUAUUGAUACAGUUCACCAAGUCGCUUUUUGGAUACUGAGAAGAAACUAAUAUUCUUGAUCUUGAACUUCAUUUGCGAAGAAAACAUAAAAGAUUGACCAACCAAAACGCUUGAAUGUAAUAUACUGUUCACUAUUACCACCACUUGCAAGGUAUUACUACUACACCUACUAUGGUAUUGUAGUGACUGUCUGUUAUCCUUAGUUGUCUCAGUCAGAUCAAACUGGGCUGUGUGUUGUAUACAUUUCUAUUUAAAGAAUCAUCAGGGUACAACAGAGCAGGGGGAGAGAGUAGAGAGAUGUGGGGUAUACCAGAAAGCAGGAUUAUGAAGUUAUCCAGUUAACUUUGAUAAACAACCACAUACAGUGGGGCAAAAAAUAAUUUAGUCAGUCACCAAUUGUGCAAGUUCUCCCACUUAAAAAAGAUGAGAGAGGCCUGUAAUUUUCAUCAUAUGUACACUUCAACUAUGACAGACAAAAUGAGGGGGAAAAAUCCACAUUGUAUGAUUUUUAAUGAAUAUAUUUGCGAAUUAUGAUGGAAAAUAAGCAUUUGGUCACCUACAAACAAGCAAGAUUUCUGGCUCUCACAGACCUGUAACUUCUUCUUUAAGAGGCUCCUCUGUCCCCCACUCGUUACCUGUAUUAAUAGCACAUGUUUGAACUUGUUAUCAGUAUAAAAGACACCUGUCCACAACCUCAAACAGUCACACUCCAAACUCCACUAUGGCCAAGACCAAAGAGCUGUCAAAGGACACCAGAAACAAAGAUUUUCUGGAGUUUUUUUUCUAAUUUUAUCUGUCAUAGUUGAAGUGUACCUAUGAUGAAAAUUACAGGCCUCUCUCAUCUUUUUAAAUAGGAGAACUUGCACAAUUGGUGGCUGACAAAAUAUUUUUUUGGCCCCACUGUAUUAUCUUCAUUUGUAUACUGGUUGUUGUUGCCGAGUCAAUUAUAUCUCGUCAAUUUGAAGGGCUUUAUUCAAUCCAUAUCACAGUUCAGCUUUAAAGCGUGAUUGACAAUUAAAGGCAAUGUUCUUGUGGUCACAGCGACUGCAUUCACCGUAAACGCUGCGUAUGUCGGCCCUAUCACAAAUGACCUUUUCAUUUCUAGUACGCAAUCUGUAACGCUUCAGCAAUACAGACUGAACAGAGCCCUAAGUCUAUAUUUCUCAAAAUAUCUCAUUAUUUGAAGCAAUGUUGGACAGUUAGCUGGCUAACGUAUUUAUCCAGCUUUCUGGAACAGCCCAAUGGUGUCACGAAAGACAUCCGGAUUUAAACUUGUACAGUACAGGAGAGAAGUAGAAUACGGUGUGAUAAUUGUGCCUUACUGUAUGCAUGGCAGCAAUAUGUAUAUGUACUAAUGAAAUUAAACCUUAGUGAACAAA
Molecule: messenger RNA, 4717 nt
Organism: Oncorhynchus kisutch (coho salmon)
Lineage: Eukaryota; Metazoa; Chordata; Actinopteri; Salmoniformes; Salmonidae
Gene: slc25a13
Product: solute carrier family 25 member 13
Exons: 18
Coding region: 10-2208 (732 amino acids)
Biological process (GO): malate-aspartate shuttle; L-glutamate transmembrane transport; aspartate transmembrane transport
Molecular function (GO): L-glutamate transmembrane transporter activity; calcium ion binding; L-aspartate transmembrane transporter activity
Source: RefSeq, a predicted model, not a curated record